GCGGGAGCCUUUGAAGCGUUGAAGCGCAGGUAUGGGCAAUGUGGGAGGUAUUCGCCUCGCGUGCGGUCCAACCUCCAUGUGCACGGGGGUUGGAAGCUGUGGCGACUGGAAGAAUCGGCAAACCUCCGCUGACGGCCUGGUGCUGGGUGCGUGGGGAAAGAACCCUUCAACCUACGAGUACCCAGCAUGCGGGUCCUCAACACCGAGGAACCCGCUGGAGAUGCCGCAUGAGCCCAGCCCUGUUGGGAGCAGCCCUGCCAGAGAUUUGGUGAGGAAGUUCGUGCGGGACAUGCUGCAGGGCAUGGCCGUGGCGGUCCCUCCGGCUUGGCCCGGGGACGUGUGCGGGCACAACGUCAUCGUAUCCCUGGAUAAGCGGAUGAAGGUGCUUUGUGUCCGAUCAGCGGACCCUGCCGCGGAGGUGGCGACCCAGUUGGGCGUGCCGCUCACGAGCAUCGCCAGCAUCGCCUUUGGGUGCUGCAGCCCUGGGGAGGGCCGCAUGAUGGCGACGGAGCGCUCCGUCACCUUGUUCCUCGAUGAAGGAUAUGGCCCCUCGAUCGUCCUGGAAUUCAAAGAUCUUGAGGAGCGCGACACCUUCGCGAUUUGCCUCUCCAUGUUUGUGGAUGGCAGAAAGGUGGAAGUAGACUGCCGAGAGAAGCGGUCGCUGUAGUCAAGAGAGAUCACCGUGCUUUCGACGCGCCCCAGCCA
Molecule: messenger RNA, 705 nt
Organism: Effrenium voratum
Lineage: Eukaryota; Dinophyceae; Suessiales; Symbiodiniaceae
Source: the annotation of a GenBank genome assembly